UCACAGCGACACCGUCAACAAAAAUGGCCGAAUUGCUGCUAGAUUCUGACAUUCGGCUUUGGGUGUUUUUACCUAUAGUAAUAAUCACAUUUCUUGUUGGAAUCAUUAGACAUUAUGUAACUAUUUUACUGGCUUCAGAGAAAAAGACUGAACUUGAACAGGUCAAAGACAGUCAUGCCUUGAUAAGAAGUAGAAUAUUACGAGAGAAUGGCAAAUAUAUACCAAAACAUUCAUUUCUGAUAAGAAAAGCUUUCUUCAAUAAUGAGCACAAUGGUUAUCUCACGAAGGCAAAGACAGAUAGAGAAGCUCCCGUUAAAAAUCCAAUGACAGACCCCAGUAUGAUGACAGAUAUGUUGAAGGGAAAUGUAACUAACAUGUUACCUAUGAUAGUUAUUGGUGGAUGGAUUAAUUGGGCAUUCUCUGGAUUCUUAACUACAAAAGUGCCAUUCCCCUUGACAUUUAGAUUUAAACCUAUGUUACAGAGAGGUGUGGAACUUAUUGCUUUGGAUGCAUCCUGGGUGAGUUCAGCAUCCUGGUAUUUCCUCAAUGUGUUUGGUUUGAGAAGUAUGUACACAUUAAUACUGGGACAAGAUAAUGCUGCGGACCAGACUAAGGCCAUGCAGGAACAGUUUUCUGGAGCAGGUAUGGCAGGGCCUCAGGACCCUCAGAAGGCAUUUAAAGCAGAGUGGGAGGCCCUGGAGAUAUGUAACCCCCAGUGGGCCCUGCAGGGGGUAGAGGAAGAUGUUACAGGGCAGAUUAUUCCACCGGAAACUAUCUAUAUAAAAGACAAAUUUGCAUAACUCUAGAAUCUCAAUUAGGCUUAUUCUACAUUACUCAUCAAGUCAUUUUACAUAGGAUUCAAUAAACCAGCACAGAUAAAGCUGUAUGCCUACAGAUAAACCAAAAUAUUUCAAGAAAAUCGAACUUGAGAAAAAUGUUUUAGAAUUUUAUUAAAAGUAAAUAGAUUCAAGUUAUAAUUUACAUGUAAUGUUCAAUUUAUGCCUGAUUUUGUAGUAUUUAUUACCAUAUUUCUAAAGCAUUACUAAUGGAUUAAGGGCUAUUUUUGCAUAUUUUGACUUAUUGAUUUUUUAAUUUACAUGGAUUAUACAUUGGCAUUGGCAAUGUGUAAAUUGAUAUCUUUAUUCACUUCACAAUAUUUUACUUUCCAAUACAUUUUAAAAAUUUUCAUGAAAUUAGCAUGAAUCUAGAGGCAUGCUGCUUUAAUAGUUCAAUUCAAUAAGUAAGUUAGUAAAUUAGUAAUUCAGCAGUGAUCUGCUUAAGACAAGAAGUUAUGUAAACCACAUAGACUCUUUAACAGUCUGUCAGUGCAAAAUAUUAAUGCCUGGAAAUCAAAACUAUUUGAACCAUUAUUAAAAACUUAAUUUUACACUAUUGAAAUGAAGUUUAACUUUUCAGUCAGAGACAUUUUUACUCACUAUCAAGAUUUUUUUUAAAUUCUAAGUUAUUAUAGUAUGGACACUUGAAAUCUUUAUGUUAAGUUAUGUAGUCUAAUACAAAAUCUCUACUCUGUGAAAUAUAUAUGUGUUCAUCCAUUCAACAUCUUGGAAAACAUUAUCAAAAUACUUUUGUGCUGUAGUUGUAGAUUAAAAUAUCUUAAAUCUUGUGCUUUUGAAUUUUGUAUUUUUCUUGGAAAUUGAAAGUAUAAGUGGAAUAUAUUGUAUGUACAAGUGUGUGCAAUAUUUAUUGUAGAGAAAUAUGGAAGCAUUGAGAAUAAAUGGAUAGUAAAACUGU
Molecule: messenger RNA, 1752 nt
Organism: Ruditapes philippinarum (Manila clam)
Lineage: Eukaryota; Metazoa; Mollusca; Bivalvia; Venerida; Veneridae
Product: ER membrane protein complex subunit 3-like
Exons: 7
Coding region: 24-800 (258 amino acids)
Biological process (GO): protein folding in endoplasmic reticulum
Cellular component (GO): membrane; EMC complex
Source: RefSeq, a predicted model, not a curated record